Molecule: messenger RNA, 1472 nt
Organism: Salvelinus namaycush (lake trout)
Lineage: Eukaryota; Metazoa; Chordata; Actinopteri; Salmoniformes; Salmonidae
Gene: c4h8orf33
Product: chromosome 4 C8orf33 homolog
Exons: 6
Coding region: 281-1279 (332 amino acids)
Source: RefSeq, a predicted model, not a curated record
ACGAUGGACGUGUACACAAUGCUUGAUGAAUGCCCGGUUAAUACAUAGCCACCGUUAGGAUUAGUCAUACAUGUAUUUGAUACAGCUCAGUGAUGCAUGCCUGUCGUUUCGAAGAAAGUCUGCCAAAUAGUUUUAUUUGGUUGCUUGAAAUAGCGUUGUGAAUCUUUUCAAAGCUAUGUCAUAAUCUUUCUGCAGCAAUCUACAUCUCAUUUGAGCGAAACAGACGUUAUAUGAGUGUCUUUAGAGUAGUCAUCUGGAAAUAGCUGGUGCUGAGUGAAUCAUGACAGAGCAUAAGACACUGGUCAUAGACUUUGAGCCUCGGGUGAAUGACACUGCCCAAGGCGAACAGAACCAACAAAGCAGAGCAGAGAAACAACUCUGGGUACACAGUGAAAACUCUUUCACUUUCAACUUCUUCCCUGAGGGUGCACCAGCAGCACAGGGGGCAGAAACUGACCUCUCAGAUGUGAAACACCAGUUUGCAGGAUUACAGACAAAAACAUCCACCGCUUCUACAGAACAGGGUUCUGGUUUUUCAUUCAACUUCCAAAUCCCUGUUAGUACACCAGGGGAGAUGGAGAAAGAAAUUGGCACACCAGUACCCUCAGGGGCUGUAGCCCUGAAAGAGUCCAAAGAGGAAAAGCCUCAGGGCCAGAACGCUCAACAAGUAAUUAAAGCACCUGAGCCAACCACAUCUUCUAAAGCCAAGAAAAAUAAGAAAUCUGGUCAUAAGAAAAAAGCCAGUGAUGGACAGCAAAAACAGAUGACAAACUUGACAGACACAGAAGGGGCUCGUGAGGAGGAUGGCACAAUGCUGACUACAGAACAGCAGCUGAAAAGAGAGCUGGACUGGUGCAUUGAGCAGCUGGAGCUGGGCAUGGCUACUCUGAAGGCUACGCCAAAACAGAAGGAGGAGGCCUCUCGUGCCCUUAAGACGCUGCGCAGCUCCAAAGCCCCCCUGGCAAAGAAGAGGCAGGUGAUGAGGGCAAUGUCUGGGGACUACAGGAAGAAGAUGGAGGAGGAGAAGCACAAGCAGUUCAAAUUGAUUCAGGGUGCAAUGACAUCGGCUCAGGUCAAAGUCGUGGCAGACCCUGCUAAGAAGUCUAUUUUCCACAGGAAAGCGGAAGGUGAAACAGAGACUCUACCCUUAAAAUCCAAUGCAAAGAGUCAACAAGAGAAUUUACAGGCACAGACUCCAAACACAAGUGUGCUGAACCAGGAGAACUCAACUUUUGUCUUCACUCCUGCUAAUGAAGAGUUCUGCUUUAACUUCCUCUGAUUUGCUCUGGGGAAGUAUUUGCUCAAGAAAUCAGUCUUACUCUAUAGACGAAUACAAAUGAAGCCAUUUUUAAAGUUCUUUGCUUGAAUGCUCUCCAUCUGAAUAAUGGUUUUGGUUGAUUAUAAUGCUAUUGGUUGUGGUUUGAUUAAGUAUUGUAAACCUUUUGAUUAAUAAAAUUUAUUAUUUGGGUAAA